Lampris incognitus (smalleye Pacific opah) is the source of this 3533-nucleotide messenger RNA. RefSeq names its product oocyte zinc finger protein XlCOF6-like. NCBI's taxonomy places the organism in Eukaryota, Metazoa, Chordata, Actinopteri, Lampriformes, Lampridae. The coding region runs from base 137 to 2320 and encodes 727 amino acids. The transcript is spliced from 2 exons. The record is from RefSeq and is a predicted model, not a curated record.
ACAGCCAGGCGCGACACACUUCCAACAAAAGUCAGUUACGUGCGACAUAGCGCCGUUUGAUUUCAACUCGUUUUAUUUUCCCAGUGAGCAGCCGUGAGUAUAGUACUAGUAGCAGUCGUAGUUUGCGGUGUCCAGAAUGAAUCUUUUAAGAUCGUUCGUCGUCGAGCGACUAACCGCAGCAGCCGAGGAGAUAUUAGGAGCUUUCGAGAGGACGCUACAGGAGCGAGAGAAAGAGAUUGAUCGACAGAGGAGACUGCUGGACAUCAUCCUGAAGCCCAGUGUGACCUUACACAGAACAGACUUUGUACAGUUAUCUGAUCAGCAGCAUUGUAAGCAGGAGAGAAACCCCAGUGUGGCCAAGGAGGAACAGCAGGAACUCUGGUUCAGUCCACAGGAAGACCAACUUCCAUUGCAGGAGGUAGCUGAUACCUCUGAGUCCAUAUUUAUCCCUCUUUGUGAUGGAAAUAAUGUUGAUCAAGAUCAGCCUCUGCCCCCGCAACUCUACCAAACCCAGACAGAGGGAGACACGGAGCCCCCAGCUGUCACCUCAUUUGAACUGAAACAACUAGAAGCCAAAGAAGACAACUUUUUAAUAUCAGAACCAACAAGUGACCACCAAACCCUCUCUAACUGCUGUCAUGUAACUAAGAGUGAAGCUGACCAUACUUGCAGUCACCAAAACUGUGAGGCGGGGGGUUCAACUCGGAGAACAAGGAUGAAAUCUUACAAAAAACCCUACAACAAGUGCAAAAUUUGUGGGAAAGUUCUUUAUAAUUUGGAAAUUUUUAAAAUUCACAUGACAUUUCACACAGGGGAAAAGCCUUUCAAAUGUACCACUUGUGGGAGAGAUUUUACCUGGAAGUAUGACAUGGAGAGGCAUACAAGGACUCAUGCAGGGGAGAAACCAUUCGGAUGCACCAUGUGUGGGACAAUGUUUACCCACAAGUCACUUUUACAAAGGCAUGUAAGGACUCAUACAGGGGAGAAGCCAUUCAGAUGCGCCACACGUGGGAAAAUGUUUACCCGGAAGUCACAUUUACAAGGGCAUGUAAGGACUCAUACAGAGGAGAAGCCAUUCAGAUGCGCCACAUGUGGGGAAAUGUUUACCCGGAAGUCACAUUUACAAGGGCAUGUAAGGACUCAUACAGGGGAGAAGCCAUUCAGAUGUGUCACAUGUGGGAAAAUGUUUACCCACAAGUCAAAUUUGAAAAAACACAUGAGGACUCAUACAGGGGAGAAGCAAUUCACAUGCGCCACUUGUGGGAAAAUGUUUACCCGGAAGUCAGAAUUACAAAUACACAUAAGGAUUCACACAGGGGAGAAGCCAUUCGGAUGCACCACGUGUGGGAAAUUGUUUUCCGACAAGUCCAAUUUACGAGCACACACGAAGAGGACUCAUACAGGUGAGAUGCCAUUCAGAUGUGUCACAUGUGGGAAAAUGUUUAUCAGCAAGUCACAUUUACAAACACACUUGAGGACUCAUACAGGGGAGAAGCCAUUCAGAUGUGUCACAUGUGGGAAAAUGUUUACCACCAAGUCAUAUUUACAAACACACAUGAGGAUUCAUACAGGGGAGAAGCCAUUCAAUUGCACCGCUUGUGGGAAAAGGUUUACCCUGAAGUCACAUUUACAAAGGCAUGUAAUGAUUCAUACAGGGGAGAAGCCAUUCAGAUGUGUCACAUGUGGGAAAAUGUUUACCCACAAGUCAUAUUUACAAACACACAUGAGGACUCAUACAGGGGAGAAGCCAUUCACAUGCACCACUUGUGGGAAAAUGUUUACCCUGAAGUCAGAAUUAAAAACACACAUAAGGAUUCAUACAGGGGAGAAGCCAUUCGGAUGCACCACGUGUGGGAAAUUGUUUUCCGACAAGUCAAACUUACGAGCACACACGAGGACGACUCAUACAGGUGAGAAGCCAUUCGGAUGCGCCACAUGUUGGAAAAUGUAUCCCCGCAAGUGUGAUUUACAAACGCACAUAAGGACUCAUACAGGGGAGAAGCCAUUCGGAUGCACCACGUGUGGGAAAUUGUUUUCCCAGAAGUCAGAUUUGAAAAAUCACAUGAGGAUUCAUACAGGGGAGAAGCCAUUCGCAUGCGCCACUUGUUGGAAAAUGUUUACCCGGAAGUCACAUUUACAAAGGCACAUAAAGACUCAUACAGUGGAGAAGCCAUUCAAAUGCACCACGUGUGGGAAAAUGUUUAUCCGGAAGGCAUAUUUACAAAAGCACAUAAGGACUCAUCCAGUGGAGAGCCAUUCAGGAGCUGUGAUUGUGGAAAUGGGUUCAGCUCAAAAUGGCAUCUCAAACAACAUGUCAUGAUCCAUACUGGUGAGAGGCCUCACAGGUCACUGCAAAAAAAGUAAACUGACUAUUCAUCUUAAUCAUUUCAUAUUGCAACAUAUGUCAGAGGAUUCAAUUGAGUCAUUAUAUGGUGCAACUGCACAAACAAUAUAUGAUGCCUUUAUGAUAAUUUUGUUAAUAUGGAGAAGUCACUUAGAUGAGUGAUGAAACAUUUCUUUCAGGAAAAGUUGUGCCCAGAUGAACUGAUUCGACUUUCUUUGAUCUUCUUACCUGGAUUAUUGAUCAUGCAUAAAGAUUUACUGGUCAUGGAUAAACAGCAUCACUAUGGUGUUACUACAUGUGGAACAGGAUACUGUGAAGUGCUAGUCACAGACCAAUUUACAGCUGAGGGCUUGAAACAUUCUGCAGUCUGGUACCAAAAAGAUGGAAAAUCCACAUGCCAUAUAGAUGCCGGUUGGCCACCAGGGCAUCAAUCACAGAUAUGUAAAGAUAUUGAUAACCCCACAGUAGCCACUCAGGCUGUUGAAAGCCCUCUAAUGUGUGUAAGAUGCUUUGAUACUGUAGAUAAAUGCAAUGGUGUGAUGUUCAAUAAUGAUGAUUACAACGUAUUGAUUGGAAUAAGGGAUAUAAGGAUAGAUUAAUCAUUGGGAAAUCAUAUGCAUAAGGAACAAGGCUUGCUACAAGGACAUGAGGAGCUAUAGGGGCAGUGGAAAAGUAUUGAGUAUGUCAGCAGACAGAGAAAUGCAGAGUAAGCUAUAGGAAGAGAAGUGGGGGGACAAUAACAGGAUAAGAUGUCCCAAGAGGAAGAUUGUGUCUAUCCCCAUAGAAGGUAAAAGAAUGAGAGGCACUAACCGUUAGAAGGAAGCGGCUACAAUAAUGUCUGAAUAGUAAGGGGAACAACAAGGGUGCUGUGGCCUUUGGGGGAGUAGAUACAGGAUGCUCUGUGGUUUCAGAAACAGGAUCUCACGACAGCAGCUGCAGAGGGAGAUCCCUUGGAGUCCGGAUAUCAUCGAGGCGGAAAUGGAGUCAGAUCAACGGACCAAUCACAAAGAAGACCACACAUUCAUGUUUAGUCAACACUUUGUAUAGUAUAAAAGACUGGGUCAGGGAAAGAAUAGUCGGUCAGACUUCGUGAACUGACACACUCUGUUGUUUGUCAGGGAUAGGAAGAUCUAGACCCAGAGCUCUAUAUGCUUUAUCCAUUUACUGCUAAAUAAAACGGAUGGUUUGA